AAUCGAUCGAAUCGUUUCGUUUCUUUCGAACUUAUCGACUUGUGAUGUCAACACAAGAAACGCCUCAAAUAAAUUUCAAUAUUUCCAUUUGGAGCAAAAAAAGAAAUGUUUUUACCCUGACAGUGAACUAUGAUCAUUACAACACUUAUCAAUAUAAGUAAAAAUGCUGACUAUUUUUAGUGAUGAGUGUUGGCCAAUAAAAAGGAAAUUCAAAAGUCUACUACGCGGUGAUAAUGUGUGUCAAAUAUAGUGCUAUAAUACUCCAUAGAAGGUGUGGAGAAUCGUGAACCUACCUAGUUUUGAGUACUGAAUUGUGAUAAAGUAGUGCCAAUGGCUUUAAAUGAGUGGUUCUCUCGGUUCUUUCACAACCACAACGUCAUGGCGCCGUUCCAAAGGUUCUACCGGGCCAUGGUCCUGAAAAUGAACCAACAUGAGGACGAGGCGACCACGUCCGGCGUGACCGACGGCGCGCCAUGCGACCAGCAGAACCGGGUCAUCUUCAUGAACAGCCAGCAGCCGAUCAAGUUCGUCUCCAACAGAAUAUCCACCGCCAAAUACAGUGUGCCGUCGUUCAUUCCGCUGUUCCUGUUCGAGCAAUUCCGCCGCUACUCGAACUGCUUCUUCCUGCUGAUCGCGCUGCUGCAGCAGAUCCCCGACGUGUCGCCCACCGGCCGCUGGACCACGCUCACGCCCCUCAUACUCAUACUCAGCGUCAGUGCCAUCAAAGAGAUUGUCGAAGACUUUAAACGGCACCGUGCGGACGAUGAGACGAACAGACGGAAAGUGGAGGUGCUGCGCGAGGGUCGCUGGGAGAGGAUCCGGUGGGAGCGGCUGCAGGUCGGCGACAUAUGCAAGGUGAUCAACAACCAGUUCUUCCCCGCUGACCUCAUAUUGCUCGCGUCCAGCGCGCCGCAGGGCAUGUCGUUCAUCGAGACGUCCAACCUGGACGGCGAGACGAACCUGAAGGUGCGGCAGGCGCAGGCGGAGACGGCGCGGCUGGACACGGCGGCCGAGCUGGCCGCCUACCGCGCCACCGUGCAGUGCGAGCCGCCCAACCGACACCUCUACGAGUUCAACGGCAGUUUGAAGCCCACUAAUACUAAGGCGAUCCCCCUGGGCCUGGAACAGAUGCUGCUGCGCGGCGCCAUGCUGCGGAACACGUCGUGGGUACACGCGCUGGUCGUGUACACGGGACACGAGACCAAGCUCAUGAAGAACUCCACCAAAGCACCCCUGAAGCGUUCGUCGAUCGACCGCCAGACGAACACGCACAUCCUGAUGCUGUUCAUCAUCCUGCUGGCGCUGUCGCUGCUCAGCGCCAUCUUCAACGAGCUCUGGAUGCGCUCGCACAACGACUGGUACAUCGGCCUCGAAGAGGCACAGAACGCCCACUUCGGCUUCAACUUCCUCACGUUCCUAAUAUUGUACAACAACCUGAUACCUAUAUCGCUGCAGGUCACCGCUGAAAUUGUACGAUUUUUUCAAGCGAAAUUCAUAGCGAUGGACAGUGAGAUGUACCACGAGGCGACAGACACGCCGGCGAUGGCGCGGACGUCCAACCUGAACGAGGAGCUGGGCAUGGUGAAGUACAUCUUCAGCGACAAGACCGGCACGCUCACGUGCAAUGUUAUGAAGUUCCACAAGUGCUCCAUAGGAGAGAUUAUUUACAAUCGUCCGGGACCAAAUGAGAAAUUGGAAGACACGUUGUUGUAUCAGAAUCUGACCAAGAACCACCCCACAGCACCCAUCAUCGAGGAGUUUCUCACGAUGCUAGCCAUCUGCCACACUGUUAUACCAGAACAGCGGAAUGGAAAAAUCGAAUAUCAGGCUGCUUCACCAGACGAGCGCGCGCUGGUGGCGGGCGCGGCGGCGUUCGGGUUCGUGUUCGAGGCGCGGUCGGCGGGCGGCGUGGCCGUGCGCGCGCGCGGCCGCGCGCUGCACUACAAGGUGCUGCACGUGCUCGACUUCACCUCCGCGCGCAAGCGCAUGUCCGUCGUCGUCAGGACGCCCACAGGCGAGAUCAAGCUGUACUGCAAGGGCGCGGACUCGGUGAUCUACCCGCGGCUGGCGGGGGGCCGCUCGGCGCCGCUGGCCGACACCACGCUCGCACACCUGGAACACUUCGCCGCCGAGGGGCUGAGGACGCUCGUGUUCGCCGUCACCGACAUAUCGGAACAGUUCUACCAGGACUGGUCAAACACAUACCACAAGGCGAGCAUAGCGAUACAGGACCGCGAGCAGAAAAUAGAGGAAGCAGCGCUGCUCAUCGAGAACAACCUGCGGCUGCUCGGCGCCACCGCCAUCGAGGACAAGCUGCAGGAAGGCGUGCCGGAGACGAUCUCGGCGCUGCUGCGCGCGAACAUCUACGUGUGGGUGCUGACCGGCGACAAGCAGGAGACCGCCAUCAACAUCGCGCACUCCGCCCACCUCAUCCACCCCUCCAUGCCGCUGCUCGUGCUCAACGAGGACAGCCUCGACGGUACUCGCGAAACGAUAUCCCGGCAAUCGAUGGAGUUCGGCGAAAACCUGCGCAAGCAGAACGAGGUGGCGCUCAUCAUCGACGGCAAGACCCUCAAGUACGCGAUGGGCUGCGACCUCAAGAAGGACUUCCUCGACCUGUGCAUCUCGUGCAAGGUCGUCGUCUGCUGCCGCGUCUCGCCAAUACAGAAGGCUGAGGUGGUGGAGAUGGUGUCGGCGGCGACGGGCGCGGUGACACUGGCCAUCGGCGACGGCGCCAACGACGUCGCCAUGAUCCAGCGCGCGUCCGUCGGCGUCGGCAUCUCCGGCGUCGAGGGGCUGCAGGCCGUCUGCGCUUCCGACUACAGCGUCGCACAGUUCCGCUUCCUGCUGCGGCUGCUGCUGGUGCACGGCGCGUGGAACUACUCGCGGAUCAGCAAGCUCAUCCUUUACUCCUUCUACAAGAACAUCUGCCUCUAUGUCAUCGAGCUCUGGUUCGCCAUAUACUCAGCGUGGUCCGGUCAGAUCCUGUUCGAGCGCUGGACGAUAGGUUUCUACAACGUGAUAUUCACCGCACUCCCGCCAUUCGCCAUUGGACUCUUCGACAAGCUAUGCUCGCCCGAAAUCAUGUUAAGGCACCCGGUGCUGUACAUCCCGUCGCAGCAGGGGCUGCUGUUCAACGUGCGCGUGUUCUGGGUGUGGGCGGUGAACGCGCUGCUGCACUCGGUGCUGCUGUUCUGGCUGCCCGUGCUACUCACCUCGCACCACGUGCUGUGGCCCGACGGCCGCGACGGCGGCUACCUCGUGCUCGGCAACAUCGUCUACACGUAUGUGGUGCUGACAGUGUGCCUGAAGGCGGGUCUAGCCACGCACUCGUGGACCUGGGUCACCCACGUCGCCAUUUGGGGCUCCGUCGCCAUGUGGUUCAUAUUUAUCCUCGUAUACAGUAACUUGUACCCGCUGGUGUUGAUCGGCGCCGUGAUGCGCGGCAUGGACCGCAUGGUGUUCAGCUCGCUCGUGUUCUGGCUGGGGCUGGUCCUCAUCCCCAUCGCCACUCUCAUACCGGACCUAGUCGUCACUGUCAUCCACAACUCAGCGUUCAAGACGAUGACGGAGGCGGUCCGCGAGAGCGAGAUCAAGCAGCGCGACCCCGCCGCCCUGCUCGCGAACUCGAGGCCCUCAUGGACGUACGCCACUCUCAUAAGUGGGCAGACGGUGGUCAAAUGCGGCCGCGAGGGGAGCGACGCGCGCCACGCGCUCGUGCGGCUCGCGCAGUCCUCACGGAGACGGCGCGGCUGCUGCAGAACGUUCGCAGCGUGUUCAGCCGGCGCUCCGCCACGCGCGCCACCAUGGAGCUUGAGCUGUCGCAUGGGUUCGCGUUCUCGCAAGAGGAGGGCGGCUCGGUGUCGCAGGCGGAGGUGGUCCGCGCGUACGACAGCGGGCGCGGCGGCAGGCCGAGCGCGGCCGCCUCCUGAGCUGACGCCGCGCGGCGCCGCUCGCCGCUCUUCACCAUCUGCUGAGCCCGGGGGCCACACACACACAUUAUACGCGUACAAAAUGUUCUCUUACAUUGUGUAACAUACGUAACACCAAAACGGUGACUCGCACUCGCUCCGCGAGUACAGCCUCUCUACGUAACCUUUAUUUUUCAUAUUUCAACUUAUUUCUCUCAUCACACACACACACAUGUAUCGGAGGACGUAUAGUGUCUAUAUAUCUACUUUUAUAUUUACAGUAGUAUGUAUGUUUAAAGUAUUUUUAGAUAAUACUGUGACUUUAUUGUCGUGGGAACAUGGUCGAAUAUAUUGAUAGUCGGACACAGGGAAAGCUAUCCUUACACGCAUUGUAUUGUACGAUUUGAUGGGUGUUCAGGUACGUAUUAAUAAUUUACCUAUGGGUAUUUUACUGAUGGUAGCUGUUGAGACAAAGUCAUGUUUGUGCAUAUUUGAACUGUGUUCUUUACCGGUUCACCUUUUUUAAACUUGGAAUAACAUAUUUUGUUAGAGAAAUCAUUACGCGAUGCCACAAACCCGACAUAAAGUGCUUUAUGAAUAAUUUAAAAAUCUUAGGCUAACAAUAUUAUUGAUGUGAAAUACAUGUACGUGGCCUAUUUUCAUAUAUUUUGCAAUGAUACAAUGUAUAUAGUUACUACGUGUAUAUGUAUGUAUGCAAAGAUUUGCCAGUGACCGGUGACCGGUUGCGAAGCAAACAUACGUUCUUAUUUAGGCGGAAAACUGCCACGCAACACAACGCUGCAACGUGACGUGUAACUGUACGGUUAAAUUUCAUCGUAUGAGUGGUUUUAAAAUUUAUUAACGCCUUAUUGCAGUAGAUGAUUGUACACGCUGUGUUUACAGACUAUCUCGUAAUUUUCAAAUACAAAAAGCAUAUAGCGAUCACGCGCGUGACGACACCACACGUCACGUAUCAAGCGCCGAAGUAUGGUGUUAAACCUUACGCGCGCACAUUUAUAGUAGAAACAAGUGCUAAACUCUCUUGUGAACACCUCUAAGUUGUUAUGUAAACUAUGUCAAUACGGUGGUACCUCGAUAUACAAGUGUUUUGAGAUACAAGCCGCCGAGCGAGCGAUAUUUUGCUUUGAGAUGAGAGAGAUUGAGAUACGAAGAAUCGUACACUACACCGCUGCACACGCGGGGUGGACGUUGAUGUCCAACAGUUUCUCCCACCUCCGACUAACACUUAACAAAAACAACUGAGGUGGUUUUUUGGGAGUACGGAUUAAUGGCAUUUUAAUUCAUUUCAAUGGGGAAAAUUGCUUCGAGAUGCGAGCAAUUUGACAUACGAGCAAGGUUACGGAACGAAUUAAACUCAUAUGUAGAGGUACCACUGUAUUUUGUCACAUGUGCAUAUAGAGACACGUGAUAGUUCACGCGCCGCGUUUUAACGCGCGUGGUGCGUGGUGCGUGCUGCGUGGCAGUGAAUAUUCCACCUUAGUACAUAAAUAUACGACGCUGUACUGUGAUGUCGCUUUGUGUGUAGGUACAAACAAUCGAUUACUAAUUAUAUACUUGUUUACAUCGUUUCGUUACUAGAAUAAUUUAUUAACCGUUACCGUUUGUUCUCUGUUAAAAUUAUUUACGCCUAUUCUGUAAUGUAUCCACUAAACUCCACUACUAGAGUUAUAUCUAUACAAAUAUCCUAAAUUUUAGAUUUAAUUAAAGUAUAUUCAUAAAUUGGAAUUUUAUCUAAAAUUUGAGCACUUUAGAUCUGUUUGAGGUAAUAGAGCACUGAUUUAAUUUAUUGGCACGAAGAAAAACCAUUUUGCGUCUUCAUAGCUAGUCAAUGGCAAAAUUGGUAUUGUCUUGAAAUUCACAACUAUACCUUCACCUAAUAAACAUAAUAAUUGCCCUCUACACCUGUAUAUCCAACAUUGCCGCCAUUACGCCAGAGAUCUACAAAUUUACUCGAAUGAAAAAUGAAUAUAUAAUAUUUACUAAAAUAAUUGUGAUAUAUAACUUGGUGAAACUAAAAAUUUUCAGAGUCUUUACAAAGGUCGACUGCUAGUAUUUUUAAACGACUUGUAACUAAUAUUUAUCACAUUAUACCUCGUAACAGUUUAUUAUUGUUAACUGUUAACUCGACUAAGGUUAUUUCAGCGUGCACGAGACGCGGCCUCUUGCUUCGAUAGGUUGUAAAAAUUGUAAUUACUCGUUAUUUAUUAUAGUUGUAAGCUUUUAUCUUCAGCUCGGUGCGUGUCGAUCUGUUAUAGUUUACAAGAGAAUUGACUGUUGACGAUUUGAUUUACAGUACUUAGGUGUAAUUAUAUUUUAAUCUAAAAAAAAAUGAGCUAACUUGACCACUAGGAGAACUUCGUCAAAACAUACGUAUUUUUUUUUACAACACGGGGCAAAAGAGCAUGCGGCUCACCUGAUGGUAAGUGACUACCGCCGCCCAUGAUCACCCAUAACACCAACGGCAUCGCAGGUGUGCUGCCGACUUUUCAAAAAGGAAUAUGCUCUUUUUUUAAGGUUAUGUUGUCGUAUACAUUACUAACAAAAAUAAAUAAUUUAAAAACCAAGUGGAAACCUCACCAAAGUUUGUAUCUUACAGGACAAUCUAUAAUGUGAGUAUUACAAACGUAUUGGAGUCUGCAUCAUUUUUUUUUUAAACACAAUACAUAAAUAAAUGGUCAUUAUAGCUCAUUGUUAUGAGUUACAAUUAGAAAAACAAACUGAAUUAAUACGUAUUGUCUUAUAAUUAUGUUGUGAUGGAAUUGUUUUCUUUUAACUGUCUAUAAUACAUUUUUUUUUUAGUACGUAUGUUCCAUUGUGGAACAGGCUAAGGUCGGAGACCAUGCUGCCUAGUCUUCAAUAUGAUAUAUUGUCUGGAAUUGUUUAUAUUAAUUAUUAAUCUUUUUUUUAAAUUUAUUAUGGCAGUAUCUAAAUCUUUAACAAUAAGUCAAACACGAAAUAAAGUCUAGUCUUUCCAAAUUAGAAAAUGUAUUGUCGUUUGUUUGUAGAAAUUAUUAACUUUAUAACAGCAAUCAAUUGUAUAUUUUUUUUUUUAUAUAUAUAAAGUUUCGUAUUCGUCAUAAUUAACCUAGAUUAGUUUAGUUGGUUAUACCACAUAACCCUUCUUUGCAUAAUGGUGAAAAUUUCCAUCAUGACAUUGAAUGCCCAAAAAUUAUAUAAAAGAACCGGUUCACUUUAAGUUGAUCGUGUCUGGAUACCUUUUUAAUGUCCAUCGCAGGAAAAAAAACAUACCUGUCAAAUUUAUUUUUUUUAACCAUUUUUCCUUUAAUUUUGAACAUGAAUUAUAUCACCAUGGUUUGUUUCACCAGUAAAAAAAAAUCAUGCAAAGAAGGGCUAAAUGGCGAGACAAGUUUACUAUGACACCGUCUACAUCUCGAAAUAUUUCAUAUAUUAUUUAUGAAUAUAUAAGAAAGGCUAAGUAUAUGUUUGUUCUCUGCAAUCUUUCAAGUACAUCGAUGGCAGCUGCAUUAAUUAAUUGUUUAUAUACAUUCUAGAUAUAAUAUAAAAUAAAUCAUUUACUAUGAAGUUUUAUAAACAAAUCGAAAUAAUGUUAUUACUAAUUUAUUCACAAUGUUAUUUUUGUUAGUACAAUUUUAAGUUGUUUUAGGAUAUUAAGCUAUAUUUUUAAAAUGGUCGGCUAUUAUUGUUUUUUUUUUUUAUAUUUUACAUACUUGGACUAAAACGUUAUAAGAAUUAUUUAAGAAAUCGUUCAUAAACCAUCGUAUCUACAAACUUCUGAUACGCUACUCAUACAAAACUGUGUAUCGUUCAUCCCUCCAUCAUGGUACGAGACUUCAAAUAUAAAAUUAAUAACUAAUUUAAUAAAUAAAUUAUUUUUACACCUACUCAUUUUACUACUACAAAUUUUUUAUCUGUGUACAUAGUUAAUUUGUCAAUAGGACUUUCUUGAAAAUAGAAUAAAUGUCUCUUGCUAACUUAAUGUUGCAAUGUCAGUUAAAUAUAACCCUAUAUUUAAAACACAUUCAUUUUUUAAAGAUGUCUAUAUAUAUGUCUAUAUAUCUUUUCUCAUGUGACUUCAAUCACAGCCACUAUGACAUCCAAAUAGCCCCUUAGUCCUGACAUUCGACACUUAUCAUUAAUUAAAACAACUUUGGGGACCAACGCGACUGUCAAUUGUUCGUGGUUGCAUUUGUGUAGAUAAAAGCGUGAUUGUAAAAUGUUAUUUUUCAAAAACUAUUGAAAUCCAAAAUAAUAGAGUCGAUUCUUAAAUGCCUUUUAAAUUUUUCAAUCUAUCUCUAGAAUUAAAAUUUUAAUCUUAAAGUAAUCUCCGAUUUCGACCUCAUUGACGCAGUGAUGAUGAGCACAUUGCUUGACGUAAAUAAGGGCCCGGAUUCGAUUCCCGAUCAAACCAAUUUAGAAAAUGAACUUUUCUGAAAUCCACUAUUUUUAAUUUCUCCGGCAUUCCGGAACAUACAGGCAAAAUUUCUAAAAAACAUUGUCUUGGUUUCUAUUGAUCUUAUGAAGACCCAAAUCGAUGUUUCUUUUUUAAAUAAGUUUUAUUGGUAAGAAUAUAGAUUACCAGAAACAAAAAAGCAAAUUUGAAAUCUAUUACAAAUUUAAUUAAUACUGCUCCUUAGAAUAAUAACUUCACUAUAGUAAUUUGUUAUUACAAAUUGAAAUUUUUAGAUUUUUAGAGUUAGAAAAUGGCGUGUCAGAAUCGACUGUAUUGUUCUAUUAUGUAUGCAUUAUCUACAGUGAAAAAGGUAUUAGUUUAUGUUAUGGUAUGAAAUAAAAAUUGAACAAUCUCGUAUAUAAUGUGUAGGUAGGUACAUCAGAUUUCAUAUAAGUUUCACAGUCCAAAAGGAGGAAUGAAAAAGAGUAUGUAAAUUUUUAUGCUAUCAAUUUAACCUUUAAAAGCCUGAUUUUUUAAAUCAAAUUAAAAAAUAUAUAAGUGCACCCUUUACUGUGUUUACUAAUGGGGAAAAAUAGUAAAAAAAAAUCAAAACGAUAUUUUUAUAUAUUUAUUUCGAAAAAAAAAAACAUUUCGUAUCAUUUUUGAUACUUUAAGCAUAACGGUAAUCAAAAUAUUUUAAUUUAUUUAACAAUGAAACAAUGCAAACCGCUGUAUCAAAUUUGAAACUUCAGGUAUUUAAGUGUUAAGACAGUAGGCUUGUCCAACAUUAACAAUCCUAUUAGAAAAUUUUUAAAAAUAGUUAAUAGUAUAUUGCAAAAUUAAAUAUAACACUCCACUAUUUAAUUAUUUGUCACAAUAUCUACUUAAUGUAGUCGACGAGUGUGCGGCGUCUCGUGGGCGUAUUAAUGUUGUAAGUGAAGAUGUGAAUGUAACAGAAAUAAAUUAUAUAAUUUGUUCUCGUUCUUUA
This is a messenger RNA of Galleria mellonella (greater wax moth), 9292 nucleotides long. RefSeq names its product probable phospholipid-transporting ATPase IA (gene ATP8A). The record is from RefSeq and is a predicted model, not a curated record. Gene Ontology annotation, molecular function: ATP hydrolysis activity; ATPase-coupled intramembrane lipid carrier activity; ATP binding. The transcript has 26 exons. Gene Ontology annotation, cellular component: plasma membrane. Lineage: Eukaryota; Metazoa; Arthropoda; Insecta; Lepidoptera; Pyralidae. The coding region runs from base 331 to 4035 and encodes 1234 amino acids. Gene Ontology annotation, biological process: phospholipid translocation.